UUCCUCUGCAGGCACAUGGGCGGGACUUCCUGUACAGUAGUGCCAAGCAGCCUAACAUGGCGGUUAUGUUGCUCGCAUGAGUGUGUAGUGAAAAACCGUGGAAGUUAAGACAAAUACAAUCUACUUCAGUGAAAAUAGCUGAUUAAGAGAAGUAAGUGUGUGGACUGCGGAUAUCGGCUUUUGGAGAUGAAGGGAAAAGAGCGGUCGCCGGUGAAAAAACGCUCUCGGGCGCCAGAAGACAGCAGAGACCGAGGAGGAAGUCACCCGGGCGGCAAGAAGAGCGGAGCCCUGUCGACGAUUGGUAGCAACAACGGCAACGGCGCGCCUUCGUCCCGGAGAAGUUUACACAGUGAGAAGAGAGACACGAGGGAUUCAGACGGGCACAAUUCAACCCCUCGGACUAGUGGCGGCUACGACUACGGAGUUGUUUCGGGGAACAAGUCGUACGGGGGCGCCGAAAUCGACGCGGAAACGUCCAGGUCCGACCCGCGGCCUCCGUCAAACCCCGACAACGAGUACAAGACUCUCAAAAUAAGUGAGCUGGGCAACCAGCUGAACGACGAGGAGAUAGAGGACGGAUUGUUCCACGAGUUUAAGAGGUUUGGUGACGUCAGUGUAAAAAUAAGUCGCGAUAACGACGCCAGGGUGGCGUACGUGAACUUCAGGAGGCCGGAUGACGCCCGGUCGGCCAAACACGCACGGGGCAAGCUGGUGCUGUACGACCGGCCUCUGAAGAUAGAGACCGUCUACACGAACAGACUCCGAGGCCGCUCCCCGGUUUUAAAAGACAAUUUCUCUCCCGGACACCGGAAUCCCCACUCCCAGAGGCCCCUUUCUCCCACUGGCAUGGGAUACAGAGACUACCGAUUGCAGCAGCUCGCUCUGGGUCGUCUCCCUCCGCCGCCUCCUCCCCUUCCUCCUCCUGCGCCUCCUUCUCAGCCACCUCACGUCAGAGAUCUGGAGAGAGACAGAGAUUUUUCCGUGUAUGAUGCCAGGAAUAGACCCCCGUUCAUCCCAGAAUGUGCCUUGUUCCGCGAGGAGGACCUAAUAACCCCCGAGGAUGACCAUAGGUCGAACAGGACUUUGUUUCUGGGCAACCUGGACGUCGGCGUGACAGAGAGCGACCUGAGGAGGGCGUUUGACAGGUUUGGGAUAAUAACAGAAGUGGAUAUAAAGCGGGCGGUACGAGGCCAGAGCAACACCUAUGGUUUCAUCAAGUUUGAGAAUCUCGACAUGGCUCACCGUGCUAAAGUAGCCAUGUCGGGGAAAGUGGUCGGCCACAACCCAAUUAAAAUUGGCUAUGGUAAACCCACACCCACGACUAGACUGUGGGUGGGGGGCCUCGGACCGUGGGUUCCACUUGCUGCACUAGCCAAGGAGUUUGACCGCUUUGGUACCAUCAGGACUAUAGACUACAGGAAAGGUGAAGUGUGGGCUUACAUCCAAUAUGAAAGUUUGGACGCAGCUCAGGCUGCAUGUACUCACAUGAGAGGCUUUCCCCUCGGGGGGCCCGACAGGAGACUGAGAGUGGAUUUUGCGGACACAGAGCACCGCUACCAGCACCAGCAGUACGUGCAGCUCCCUCUGCCCCUGCCACACUACGACUUUGUUCCUGAGCCCUUUACCCACCGUCUUACGGACUCCGCGAGAGGGAGGGACAGGUCGCCUCCACUUCCUGCUCGCUUCAGGGACAGGGGCCCGUACCCAAGUGAUGAAUGGUCGGGCGUGGGUGUCCACGACAGGAUGCGAGGAGCCGUUUUUGAUCCCAUAGAUCGUCUUGACAGGCGUUCCCACGAGACCUGGCCAAUAGAGCGUGAUUUACAAGGCAGAGAUCUGAGCCGCAAAAGGAGACAUUUGGAUGACGGCGGUCGACGGGAUCGUUCACCUGACAACAUUGACUUUGGUCUGCGUCGCCACGGCAACUCAUUAGACCGCAGCCCUGGAGGCAGUAGUCGAGAUGGGGGUCGAUUCAGUGACCCCGAACGCCAGGUUCGCUCUGGCAAAACCUCACCUGCCCGAGAGCGCCAGAACAUGGGCUUUGGAGACAAGAGAAGAAGAACACUUAGCCCGUCUUUGCCCGGCUCUUGCUCUGACAAGGACCGAAAACCCAAAGCAAGGGACUCGUCCAAGAGCCCAGCUAAGAAGGACAACCGCUUAGAACAUCUUCUCCCCUCUCAAUCUUCAAAGUGUGGACCGCAGUCAAAGCCAGCUGCUGGAGAGCAAAAGUUGAUUCAGGUCUGGCAGGGUGUCCUCCUGCUGAAGAACAGCAGCUUUCCCACUUCCCUGCACAUGCUGGAGGGGGACCUUGCUGUUGCUACACGUCUGCUGGUGCAGGGCUCCAAAGGGGGUCAAGCGUCCCAGCUGAAGAUCAGCCAGCGCCUGCGAUUGGACCAACCCAAGGUUGACGAAGUCUCCCGUCGCAUCAAAGCCGCCGGCUCCGGUGGAUACGCCGUCCUUCUGGCCGUGCCCGGGAAAUGUGAAGAUGCGGGGAUCCAGGACGCCAACAGCUCAGCCGAGAGACCUCUGAAGAACCUGGUGUCCUACCUGAAGCAGAAAGAGGCAGCCGGCAUCAUCAGCCUCCCGGUGGGAGGCGUCCGUGACAAGGACCACGGAGGAGUCCUUCACGCUUUCCCCCCCUGUGAUUUCUCACAGCAGUUUGUGGAUGCCUCCGCCAAAGCCUUUGCCAAAUCAGAGGAUGACUACAUGGUGAUGGUCAUUAUCAAAGGAGCAUCAUUAUAAAAAAGAAAAUAAAUAUUCAAAAUGUUUCUUUACGGUCUGAACUGUUGAAAAAACAGGGAGAAGUAAUUAGGAAAUCACUAAAGGAUGAUUCAUGAUAACUUUAUAUUACCUAAAUGGUAGCGUGUGACUCAUCCUGUUAAAAGUUUAUAGAAAUGAAAGGUGGUUGAAAUUUUACAAAUGUUUUGAUUAAUUUCGUUAUUAAUUCAGGUGACACGCUGCAUUCUGCUAUUUAGUAUUCAGAUUAGUGUACAUUACUUUGGUACUAUGCUAAAAUAAUUCAAAGCCGGCUACAGUUCUGGGAAUCACUGCUAUAUGUUGCCUUAUGACGUUAAAAAAAAAAACACAAUUCCUUA
Molecule: messenger RNA, 3092 nt
Organism: Pungitius pungitius (ninespine stickleback)
Lineage: Eukaryota; Metazoa; Chordata; Actinopteri; Perciformes; Gasterosteidae
Product: RNA-binding protein 15-like
Exons: 1
Coding region: 187-2739 (850 amino acids)
Biological process (GO): regulation of alternative mRNA splicing, via spliceosome
Cellular component (GO): nucleus
Molecular function (GO): mRNA binding
Source: RefSeq, a predicted model, not a curated record